UUUAUUGAUUUAUUCAUUAUGCAUUAGUUACCAUAAUGUAAAUGUGGAUAUGUACAUUGUUAGCGUAAAGAUAAAAUAAAGACUUUCAGAUAUUUGAUAUUUUAUAACGUAAACAAUUGAAGAUGUCGGAACAUGUUGCCAUUCUGCCAGGACUUUGGAAACUGAACUUGAAUAUUACAUUUGAAAAUGAUAUGAAGUUAACUGCUGAUGCUGUAGAUGGAUUAAAGAAGCGUAUAACCGACGAAAACAUAAUAGUUCAUAAUGUUCUUGAAAACAUGAUCGCCAUCUUGAAAAACAAGUCAUCUCGUGGAAAGAUCGAAUCAAGGAAAUGCCUAGAAAAUAUACUGAGUCGCGAUCCUAGAAACUUAAAUGCAUUAGCUGAUAUUGAACAUCUUAGUCGUACUCAACACAGAACUUCCGAGGCCGAUCAGUAUAAAACAAGACUAGAAAAUAUUUUGCAAGGUCAAACUAUUAAUGAUUUUCGAACAAAAUCAGUAUGUUUAAUGGAACAAGGAUAUGCAAUCCUGUAUGAAGAAUCUGCAAACAUUGAACAAAUUUCAAAAAACAGACUUUCCGAAAGCUAUAGAAUGUUAUUGUCUGAACAUAAAAAGGGAACAGGUCGAAGGAAAGAUUACCUACAACGGUGCGUUUAUCACAAUAAACAGGCACUGAGCAAUUUGCAGUUGGCAAUCGAAUGUAAAGGUCAAAGUGAAAUGCUCACUAGAAAAAUAACAGCUCUAGAGAAAUUUGAGGAAGCAAAAAGUAUAUUUGAUUUGAUAAAAGAGAAUAUCAUUUGGUCUUUUUACAUAGGCGUAGCACUUAAUAGAAAAUACGAUUCCAUUGAAAGUUUAAGUAACGAAGAUGGGAAAGAUAGAUCGGAAGAAAUGAAAAAUGUCACUUUGAAGGCAACUGAUAUAUUUUGGAAAAUAAUUUCAAGUAAAUGUCCAACUGACCAAAGUCUUGUUGUAUAUCAGGCAAGGUCGUUUGCCCUAAUCGGACACAUUCUUAUUCGACGUAAACAUUGUGUUCAAACAUCUGAGGAAACGUAUACUUUUACCAGCGAUCAAGUUUUUCAAGUUUUUCUCAACAACCCCAUUUUGCCGUUUGAGAAAGCACAAGAAAUGAUACAAAGUGACACGCUUAUUCUUAAUCGUUAUGGAAGGGCAUUAUGGAAUUUAUCAGAACAACAUCAUGCCCGAACAGAUAAGAUAGAUUUUCUUCGCAAGGCUGAACGUUUAUUAUCAAAUUCCAUAAAAGAGAGUUCUCUUAACUGGUUUGGUUAUACUACUAGAAUGUUAGUAAGAAAAGACAUUGGACUUUUUUAUAUUGGAAACAAUAAACCAAGAGCAAAAUCUUUUUUUGAACUUGCAGUCAAAGAUGGUUACCAGUGUUUCAUUUCCAAAGGUACACCAAAAGCAAUAUGUCAACUUGCCGAAAUUUGUCAGUUCUUAGGAAAAUUUCCAGACAUACGGAAGUACGGAAUCAGAUAUGUUAAAGAAAACGAAAAACGGUAUUUACUCGACGCUUUAGAUUACUUAAAUUUUGGACUCCACCAGGGCGGUCCAACUGACUAUUUUCUCGCAUAUCAUAUGGGAACCGUAUUAUAUGACUUAGAUGAGAUAAAAUCUGCCAUUGACUGGAUGAAGCGAGCUGUGUCUUUAUCUAAUACGAAUUCGAAUAUGGCACUGAAACUUGCAUGUCAAUAUAUGAUAAAAAGAUAUAUGAAGGAGGUAGAUGAAAAACUCAAUGUAGUUUAUCUAUUGAAAGAGUUUGUGUUUACAAUGAUGAAAGGGAAAGAAAAAUAUGAAAAGAUCCCAGAUGUUUAUAAAUUUAUUUUCAAACACGAGAAAGAGGCUUUUAUGAGAGUAAUUGCAGAUAUUUUCAAGAUACCACACAUAUUAGACGGGCCCAGGGUAAAGUUGAUUACAGAGUGCAUACAAACAUGUACUCCAUUGUUGACGAAUGACAUAGAAAAUUCACAAAUUUUCCAUGAAUACAUUAGAGCAGUCCCAGAAUUGAAACUUAUGGAUGACAUUGAGCCACAGUUACAAGAAAGGUCUCAAUCGAAUACAGUUCCUAUUGGACCAGGAAACAAUAAUUCACCAGAAGGAUUUGUCUACGAUUUUUUUGUAUCUCAUAGUCAUAAAGAUGCUGACUGGGUCUUGAGUCGUCUUGUAGCUGAUUUAGAAUCUGCAUUCACAGAUGACGAUGUGGUUCUUAGGGGUUGUAUAGCGGAUCGUGAUUUUGAACCUGGUAAAUUCAUAUUUGAAAAUAUUGAAAAUUCUCUCAGGAAAAGUUCAAAGAUAUUAUUGGUUAUAACCAAUAAUUUUGUUAGCAGCUACUGGUGUCAGUUUGAAACCAGUCAAGCAUUACUUGAGUCAAUGGAAUCUAGAAAAGAUUGUAUAAUUCCACUUUAUCUUGAAGAGUGUAAUAUUCCAGAUAAACUAAGACAUAUAACAUAUGCUGAUUUUACUAAAGAUGAUGAGUAUAUUUUCGAAAUUAUGAAACUUAAAAGAGCCCUCCUGCCUGAAUGAUCAGUAGGUUAUACUCUAAUUUAUUGUUUUUCAGAUCUAGGCAAUUGUAAUAAUGCUGAACAUAAUUAUGUUGAUAAAUAAUUUGUCAUCUAAUUUGUGUGCAAAAAAAUGUUUAUAAUAUGAAAAAAGUAUACCAAUAUGAGUAUUAAUAUCAU
This is a messenger RNA of Mytilus californianus (California mussel), 2689 nucleotides long. RefSeq lists its product as uncharacterized. Gene Ontology annotation, biological process: signal transduction. Gene Ontology annotation, molecular function: protein binding. The transcript is spliced from 3 exons. The coding region runs from base 123 to 2534 and encodes 803 amino acids. The record is from RefSeq and is a predicted model, not a curated record. NCBI's taxonomy places the organism in Eukaryota, Metazoa, Mollusca, Bivalvia, Mytilida, Mytilidae.